AUGGCUGGCGUGUCCGCCACCACGGCGGUCGCUGCCUCCCUGCCAGCCAACGACAUCCUCUUUGGCCUUUCUAUGAACCCAUCUUCGGUUACAACGAGCCCCGUCUACAAUGCCUCGGCGAGCGGCCAGUUCUUUUUCCCCAAUGCCACCUACGACUACUGCAACGUCACCUUCUCCUACGCACACAAGGGCCGCGGUGACAACGUCAACCUGCAGUACUGGCUGCCCAACCCGGCGAAUUUCCAAAAGAGUUUCCUGGCUACUGGCGUGUUAUGUAUGGUGUAUGGUACGGUUGCCGGUAUCGUGGACGGUGGCUUUCGGGGAUUUGAUAAUUCGCUUGAUACUGUGUUCUUGCUUGCCAAUGGAAAUAUCAACUACGAGGCGCUGCAUAUGAUGGGAUACCGCGGUAUUGGCGAGAUGAAAAUGAUUGGGAAGGAGUUUGCCAAGGCGUUUUACGAUAUGGGUGAUGACAAGGUUUACACGUACUACCAAAGUUGUUCGGAAGGUGGUCGUGAAGGAUGGAGUCAGGCCCAGAAUUACCCGGGUGUCUAUGAUGGCGUUAUUCCUGGUGCACCGGCGAUUCGAUAUGGUCAGCAGCAAGCUAACCACUUCUACUCCAACGUCAUGCAGAAGACCCUGGACUACUACCCCCGCCUUCCUGCAAACUCGAGCGUAUCGUCAACGCCACUAUCUCCGCUUGUGAUCCCCCCCCGACGGAAAGAAAGAUGGCGUGGUCGCCCGGACGGACCUCUGCAGGUUGCAUUUCGACGUAAGCUCUACCAUCGGCCUGUCCUACCACUGCGAUGCCAGCACAGCACCACACUCGCCAUCAACGGAACCGUCUCUGCAAAGGGUGCGGCAGUGGCGCAGACGAUCAUGGAUGGUCUGCAUGAUUCCAAGGGUCGCCGGGCGUACAUCUCCUACCAACCCUCUUCAUCUUUCGCAGAUGCCGAAACGAGCUAUAACUCCGUGACCGACUCGUACGAGUUGAGCAUCGCUUCGACCGGUGGUGAAUGGAUCGCUCGCUUCCUGGAGCUCCAUCAGGCGGAUAACCUGUCUACCCUUGACAACGUGACGUACGACACUCUGCGUGACUGGAUGGAACUCGGCUGGAAGCGUUACAAGGAUGUUCUUCAGACUACCUGGGCGGAUCUAUCCAAGUUCCAGUUUGCCGGUGGCAAGAUCCUUACUUUCCACGGUGAAUCCGACCAAAGCAUUCCCACGGGUUCUUCAGUCCACUUCUACGAAUCUGUCCACGAUACCAUGUACCGGGACAUAAAGUACAAUGGGUCCACUACCGCCAUGGGCGACUGGUACCGCCUCUUCCUUGUCCCUGGUGCAUUGCACUGCGCUACUAAUGACGUACAAGCGAACGGUCCCUUCCCGCAAACUAACCUUGCUGUGAUGAUCAACUGGGUUGAGAAGGUGGUUACUCCGCAGACACUCAAUGCGACUCAUCUUGCAGGUGACUAUGAGGGACAAAAUGCGCCGUUGUGUGCUUGGCCGUUGCGGCCAUACCGGGCGGAUGGUGAGAAGAUGUAUGGUUUUGAUGCGUAUGAUAUGCCGUUGUACUAGGCUGGGGCUGGGGCUAAGAUGGAGAUGCU
Messenger RNA from Aspergillus ruber CBS 135680, 1604 nucleotides. Its product is annotated as tannase and feruloyl esterase. Bases 1 to 1575 code for a protein of 524 amino acids. The transcript is spliced from 4 exons. NCBI's taxonomy places the organism in Eukaryota, Fungi, Ascomycota, Eurotiomycetes, Eurotiales, Aspergillaceae. The record is from RefSeq and is a predicted model, not a curated record.